Messenger RNA from Periophthalmus magnuspinnatus, 1523 nucleotides. Its product is annotated as fructose-1,6-bisphosphatase 1-like. The transcript has 7 exons. The record is from RefSeq and is a predicted model, not a curated record. Gene Ontology annotation, biological process: gluconeogenesis; fructose 6-phosphate metabolic process; sucrose biosynthetic process. Gene Ontology annotation, molecular function: fructose 1,6-bisphosphate 1-phosphatase activity. NCBI's taxonomy places the organism in Eukaryota, Metazoa, Chordata, Actinopteri, Gobiiformes, Gobiidae. Gene Ontology annotation, cellular component: cytoplasm; cytosol. The coding region runs from base 95 to 1111 and encodes 338 amino acids.
UCUCAAACUCCCUUCUCUUGUUCCGUGUUGUUCUGCAUUUAAAGUUCUGCAGCCUUUUCUCGGUUCGCAUCGCCAGGCUGCACCAUCCGCCACCAUGUCCGACCAGGGGACCUUCGACACCAACGUGGUCACUGUGACCCGGUUUGUGAUGGAGGAGGGCAGAAAGGCAAAAGGCACGGGAGAAAUGACCACUCUUCUAAACUCUAUUUGCACAGCAGUCAAAGCCAUCUCCAGUGCCGUGCGUAAAGCUGGAAUCGCCCAUCUAUAUGGCAUUGCUGGUAACACAAAUGUGACGGGUGACCAGGUCAAGAAACUGGACAUUUUGUCCAAUGACUUGGUUAUUAACAUGAUCAAGUCGUCCUUCACGUCCUGUGUGCUGGUGUCUGAGGAGAAUGAGAGGGCGAUCAUUGUGGAACCAGAGAGGAGGGGAAAAUACAUCGUGUGUUUUGAUCCUUUGGACGGUUCCUCAAACAUCGACUGCCUUGUUUCCAUUGGCACAAUUUUUGCCAUUUACAAAAAGGUUACAGAUGAUGAACCAAGUGAGAAGGACGCCCUACAGCCGGGCAGGGACCUUGUAGCUGCAGGUUAUGCUCUUUACGGCAGCGCUACAAUGAUCGUGCUCUCAACUGGCAACGGUGUCAACUGCUUCAUGCUGGACCCAGCACUUGGAGAAUUUAUCCUGGUUGAUCGAGACGUGAGGAUCAAGAAAAAGGGCAAGAUCUACAGCUUAAACGAGGGCUAUGCCAUGCAUUUUGAUCCUGCUGUCACAGAGUACCUGGAAAAGAAGAAAUUUCCUAAAGACGGCAGCCAGCCUUAUGGGGCGCGUUACAUUGGGUCUAUGGUGGCAGAUGUUCAUCGGACUCUCAUGUACGGAGGAAUAUUUUUAUAUCCUGGAAAUACUAAAAGCCCCAACGGAAAGCUGCGGCUGCUGUACGAGGGAAACCCCAUGGCCUACAUCAUGGUGCAGGCCGGGGGCAUGGCCAGCACCGGCUAUGAGAACAUCCUGGACAUCCAGCCUGAGGGCAUCCACCAGCGCACCCCAGUGGCCAUGGGCUCAACAGAAGAUGUGCUCGAGUACAUCGCCACCUGCAAGAAACAUGCCAAGAAGUGAUGAGCCCUGCAGUCCAAUCAAAACCUUUAUGUCCACAACUGUGACGUCUCAGGGACUGGGACAGAUGACCGAAUACUGAGAUUUAAUACAUUUUUAGCUGUAUUAUUAUGUCAGUUUUUCUUUUAAAUGAAAUGCAAAAGUAAUUACAUAACAUGUGAUAAUGGAAUGAACAAAGCAAUUAUGUGCAAUAUCCAUGUUUGUAAAACAUGUAUGAAUGUUAAACAUCAACUGCUCAAGACCAAAAAGUGCCAAAGACAAAUAAGCUUUAAAAUGAGAAGAAGUCAGUUUACCUCAUCCUGUGCCUUAAGAAUGACCAAAAAAAAAAACUUUGAAGGACCAAAACUGUCUGGAAGCAUAAGAUGUCUUAUAAUGUGAACUACAAAUGUUGAAACAGUAAAUCAAAAGGUUUUGU